Messenger RNA from Lepus europaeus (European hare), 1131 nucleotides. RefSeq names its product potassium inwardly rectifying channel subfamily J member 1 (gene KCNJ1). The coding region runs from base 13 to 1131 and encodes 372 amino acids. Gene Ontology annotation, biological process: potassium ion import across plasma membrane; regulation of monoatomic ion transmembrane transport. Gene Ontology annotation, cellular component: plasma membrane. Lineage: Eukaryota; Metazoa; Chordata; Mammalia; Lagomorpha; Leporidae. The record is from RefSeq and is a predicted model, not a curated record. Gene Ontology annotation, molecular function: ATP-activated inward rectifier potassium channel activity. The transcript has a single exon.
UUGACUGAAAGGAUGCUCAAACACCUUCGGAAAUGGUUUGUCAUGCACCUUUUCCAGCAGUCUCGGCAAAGGGCAAGGCUGGUCUCCAAGGAUGGACGGUGCAACAUAGAGUUUGGCAAUGUGGAGGCACAGUCAAGGCUCAUAUUCUUCGUGGACAUCUGGACAACAGUGCUUGACCUCAAAUGGAGAUAUAAAAUGACAAUUUUCAUCACAGCCUUCUUGGGGAGUUGGUUCCUUUUUGGUCUUCUCUGGUACGUGGUGGCCUAUGUGCACAAGGACCUCCCAGAAUUCCAUCCGUCUGUAAACCACACUCCCUGUGUGGAGAACAUCAAUGGCAUGACCUCAGCAUUUCUGUUUUCCCUGGAAACCCAAGUGACCAUUGGAUAUGGAUUCAGGUGUGUGACAGAAAAAUGUGCCACGGCCAUUUUUCUGCUUAUCUCCCAGUCUAUACUUGGGGUUAUCAUCAACUCUUUCAUGUGUGGCGCCAUCUUAGCCAAGAUCUCCCGGCCCAAAAAACGUGCCAAGACCAUUACAUUCAGCAAGAACGCCGUGAUCAGCAAGCGGGGUGGGAAGCUGUGCCUCUUAAUCCGAGUAGCUAAUCUGAGGAAGAGCCUGCUCAUCAGCAGUCACAUCUAUGGGAAGCUUCUGAAGACCACAGUGACACCUGAAGGGGAGACCAUCAUUUUGGAUCAGACCAAUAUCAACUUUGUAGUCGAUGCCGGGAACGAGAAUUUAUUCUUCAUCUCCCCACUGACAGUUUACCACAUCAUUGAUCACAACAGCCCCUUCUUCCACAUGGCUGCAGAAACCCUCCCCCAACAGGACUUUGAAUUAGUGGUGUUUUUAGAUGGCACGGUGGAAUCCACCAGUGCUACCUGCCAGGUCCGGACAUCCUAUGUCCCAGAGGAGGUGCUUUGGGGAUACCGUUUCCUUCCCAUAGUGUCCAAGACCAAAGAGGGGAAAUACCGAGUGGAUUUCCAUAACUUCAGCAAGACAGUGGAAGUGGAGACCCCUCACUGUGCCAUGUGCCUUUAUAAUGAGAAAGACACGAGAGCUAGGAUCAAGAGAGGUUAUGACAAUCCCAACUUUAUCUUGUCAGAAGUCAAUGAAACAGACGACACCAAAAUGUAG